CAUCAGGGGUACUUUGGUCACUUAUUCUGGAUAACGGGGCAUAAAUUCCCUACAUUUGUGGGGGUGUCGACGCGGUGAAACCUAGCUCUUUGCUACAAAAAGCAUCAUAAUCUUCACACCAACCCUCCCAACACUUCCCAUUCCACCUUUCCCUUUUCUUCUCCUUCUCUCCCCACAUGCACUCAUCUCAUCGCCCCAUGGGUCCGUCGGGUCUGACCCGAUACGUCUCCGCCCCUGGCUCCCUCUUAAAGAGCAUCGUCGAUUCGGUCAUCGAAGAUGAAGGAGAAUUCUCGACCGUCGGAUCUGAUGGCAUGAUGAGCAGAUUCUUUUCGGGCGAAUCUUCAUGUCCGACGACGUCGGAAUCGAGCUGCAAGCCUAACAACGACGGCUCUUCCGGUGUGGUCGAGGAAGCUGCUUAUAGGAGCGAAAUUGGGAAAACGGGUCUGGAGAGAUCUUCUUCUUAUGGUUUGAAUGAGAUGGCCGCUGGAGAUUUCACAGCAACAGCUACUAAUUUAAAAACCGGUGGGCCAUCCUUGAUCAGGCAUAGCAGCUCGCCCGCCGGCUUCUUCUCCAACAUCACGGUCGAGAACGGUUUUUCAGUUACAAAGGGAGUUGGAAACUUCAGCUCCCAAGCAUGCUAUGAUGGUGGCCAGGGAAUGGCAAAUACAAGGAUGAAGUCCCAGCUGAGCUUCUCGAGGCAAGACUCUCUUUCCCAGAUCUCUGAAAUCAGCAUCCCCGACGUUGGCGAGAGUGUAACUGGCCGCACUGGAUCCGAUGACGCAGGGAAUGUUGGACAGUCAUAUAUGUCGAGCAAUUUUCCUAUGGGUUCGUGGGACGAUACCAAUGCAAUAGUAUUCUCUCCACCUCAGAGCAAACUGAUGAAAGAUAUCAAUGGAAAUGUAGUCACUGGUUUCCGAAAUAUAGAGUCUCAGUUUAGCCUGCCCCAAACAUCGCUGGAGAUGGCCACUGUGGAGAAGCUACUCCAAAUCCAGCCAGACUCCACUCCUUGUAAAAUACGUGCCAAGCGUGGCUGUGCGACCCACCCCCGGAGCAUCGCCGAGAGGGAUAGGAGAACCAGGAUUAGUGAAAAGCUGAAGAAAUUACAAGAUCUUGUACCAAACAUGGACAAGCAAACAAACACGGCAGAGAUGUUGGAUUUAGCAGUUCAGCACAUCAAAACCCUGCAGAACCAGAUUCAGUUCCAUGAAAUCACAAUCCCAUCACCUAAAUAUGCGAGAGAUUCUAUUUCAAGAAGGCUUUAUUUCCAUUACAAUUCCAUGCAUCGAAACUCGUCGCAAUUCAAUUCACUUGUGCAGCCAAACAUAACCAUAAGGCAUACAUCAGGGGCACCGGAGUUACUUGUUGCAGGUGAUCCUAGUGUAACUUGGUCUGUCUCUGCAGAAGCUGAAGCAAGAAUGUGCGAAUUGCACAUGUGCAGGAAAGCAAGUGGCGUAGUAUCUACAGUAGAAAAUGAUUUCUUUUGUGUUACUCAUGCUCAUCGAGCAUGCAUCACUCCACUAGGUGUACCACAACUGUCCAUCUUCGGGAUCCGAAGGUAAGAUAUGGUUGGAAAGAUAUUUUCGAUUGGUCACAGUCGACUCCAUUAAUAAAUGAUUAGGAUCAUCCUGACCAUGCCUCUCAUCAUCCACAAUAGUCCCAAGAAGAUGGACGGCUCUGGUCAUUUGGCCAUCUGGUGAUCUAGACCUGCGAAGAACCAAAUUCGAGGCAAUGUAGGUUGUUCCAAUGCAAGGAUUGUGGUGUGGAAGAAGAUUGAGAUAUGAGAAAGUAAGACUCUGAUGAAGGACUAUUUUUUGUGUAUAUUUAAGGAAGAAUCUCUGAUUGGUUUUUCUUCAUAUGGAAGGAUGGAUUGUGGGAGUUUUGCUGAGAGCAAUGUAAAAGAGAUUUUGAAUUA
This is a messenger RNA of Magnolia sinica, 1912 nucleotides long. RefSeq names its product transcription factor bHLH128-like. Lineage: Eukaryota; Viridiplantae; Streptophyta; Magnoliopsida; Magnoliales; Magnoliaceae. The transcript is spliced from 6 exons. Bases 177 to 1559 code for a protein of 460 amino acids. The record is from RefSeq and is a predicted model, not a curated record. Gene Ontology annotation, molecular function: DNA-binding transcription factor activity, RNA polymerase II-specific; RNA polymerase II cis-regulatory region sequence-specific DNA binding; protein dimerization activity. Gene Ontology annotation, cellular component: nucleus. Gene Ontology annotation, biological process: regulation of transcription by RNA polymerase II.